Loa loa (African eye worm) is the source of this 1842-nucleotide messenger RNA. RefSeq lists its product as hypothetical. Bases 1 to 1467 code for a protein of 488 amino acids. The record is from RefSeq and is a predicted model, not a curated record. Lineage: Eukaryota; Metazoa; Nematoda; Chromadorea; Rhabditida; Onchocercidae. Gene Ontology annotation, cellular component: mitochondrial outer membrane. Gene Ontology annotation, biological process: mitochondrial fission; mitochondrial membrane fission. The transcript has 11 exons.
AUGUCAGUCAACUAUUUUCGAGACAUGCAGCCAGCAAGUGCUAUUGUAGUGGAUCGCAGAUUUGGGUCAAAUGCAUCAUUUCCUGGUUCUUUUGGAGAUGAUCAGUUGGUAGAUCCAUUCUCGACAAAUACGCCUUUUGGACCUGUUUCUACAGUACCAGCAACACUUUCCAAACCACCUACUGAAAACGCAUUAUCGCCACGAAAACCGUAUGAUCCUUUGGCUGGCGCAUCUAUUGGCAUCACUGAUUUGGUUGCGAAAAUAUUCAUAAGUCAUCCAUGUACAGUUUUGAGACGGCAGUGUCAAGUUCAUCAAUUUGCCAGAUCACUUCAUCUUACGCCUUUUACUUUAAUCCCUGUCGUUUAUAAAAUAGUUAGCUGUGAGGGACUUCUAACUUUAUGGAAGGGUGCUGUUGGUUCAGGUGUUCUUUGGGGUUUAUCUAUUGUUGGCGAAAUAUUGCUUGCCGAUAUAUUUGGUCUUCCACGGCAUUAUAUAAAGCAAGGAAGCGUUAAGAAGUAUUGUCACCACCUUAUUUUAAAAGCUUCAACUACAGUUUGCAUAACUCCAUUUAUUGUGUCAACUUUCAUCGAAACUGUCAGGAGCGAAAGUGGUCGCUGUGAUGAGUUCCAUAUAAUGGAUAUAGUGACAAAUGGAAUAAGUCGUUUGCGACUUGACUUUAUUGGGCCAAGAGAUAACAGUAAACGUUUCUCGUUAUUAUACCUUUUAAUACCGACGACUUGUUUAUUCACGUCGCACUAUUUGAUAACGAUCAGUAUCUAUGACUGGAUAUACGUUUUGGCCAGACGAUAUGUUAAUCGCAAACCGUUGUAUGAGAAGACUGUUUUUGAUCAUCAUUUUCCGCAGAUAUUUGCAACCUUGACAUCACAAAUGCUUGCUGAUUUUGUCUUAUACCCAUUCGAAACAGUAGUUCACCGUCUUUAUAUUCAAGGAACACGAACAUUAAUAGAUAAUCUAGAUAAUGGUGUCACGGCUAUCUCAAUAUUGGCAAAAUAUGUUGGAUUUUUUGAUUGUUUGAGGACAGUCAUAAAUCGAGAAGGCUUCUGGUCUCUUUAUGCGGGUGUUGGAGCACUUGGUUUACAGUUCGCUUUACAUUUAUGUUUGCUUCGUUUUAUUCGGAUAAUGGUUAAAUACGGGAAUCGGGCGAUUAAUGCACAGCAACUAGAGGGUAUUGCUGCGACUAGCAGUACAUCAUCCCAUCGAUUGACGCCUCUGCAAUUCGCUGCAUCACCUCCCGGAAAUACUGCAACUGAAUUAUCCGCACCCCCUACAGACAGCAUCCUUGUUAGUUCUGGAGCAAGUUAUCCAGCUUUUGGACAAACGAUCAGUACGUUUGGGCGUACUUCACCUCCACUAUUUGCUUCACCUACACUAUUUGCUUCUUCUGCAUCAAAUAUUCUCGCGAAUUGGCCAUCUACGUUUUAUCCAGAAACAAAUACCAACCAUUAGUUUUGAAAUAUACACCCUUCAGCCAUGAAUGCUUUUUUCAUAGUGGUUUAAGAUUGUUGUUACAAGCUCAGAAGUUAUGGAAAGUUCAAUUUUUAGACCUGUCAAGUAGCGGUUAUAUUAUUUGUGUAGUUGUUGAAAAAAAAUACCAAAAACGCGUUUUACUCGGAGUCGAAAAUGGGGUAACGUCAAGGAAGCUAUAAUGUCCUGUUCAGUUUGGCUGAAUCUAAUGAUUUAUUGCCUAAUGCAUGACUGAGGCUAUUUAGUGAUGUUGGAAUGACUUUUAUAAUCGAAAUCGAAGUAUAAUUUUUUCAAAUUUUAAGGCAUGUCUGUGUUUUAUGCAAAUUUAAAUUUCAGUUGGAAUUUGUUUAAAUUUAG